AUGGUUGAUACGCGCUUCGAGACCUUCGAGGUCCUACCUCGCGACCACGAAUCGCUGCCAGAGACUACUGAGUAUGAGCUAUCAGACAUUGACCAGGUGCUGACUGGCAACCACACAACUCCAUGUAUCGUAUAUCCUUUCACUGGCGAUAAGGACGACUUCAUCAAACCCCUACGAACUGGGCUGCAGAAUGUGCUUACCUGCAUUCCCCUUGUUGGAGGGGAGCUGCUGACGAAGGAUGGGCGCCUCUGGGUCUUGCGGAAAAACCACGAACCAAUUCGUCUUGGUGUGAAUCACCUCGACGAAGACCCAGACUUUCCGACUUAUGAGAGCCUUUCUGCUGCAAAAUUUCCCGCCGAGUUCUUCUCAGCCAACGCAUUGCGCUUGACACCGCCGGGCUCCAAUCUAGCUGGGCUUCGUCGUGAUGAUGGCUGCCCAGUUGCCGUAUUUCAGGCAAACUUCAUCAAGGGUGGUCUGAUACUGACACUACCUCUACACCACUGCUGCGGCGAUGCGAAGAGUAUCGACCACACGUUUCUGCUCUGGGUAAACAGCACUCUCGCAGCGGCGAACAAGGCACCGAUGCCUACUUUUCAUCCGUCCAUUGACCGCACCUACUUCAAUGCUACAGCAUCCUUGCCCAGCCAGGAGAAGCUAGAAGACAUGAAGUCAAAAAUCAGCGGGUUCUCCUUCCACCCUAUCCAGCCAGAGCCUCCAUCCAAGCCCCUGAACGAUCCCCCGAAACCGCCGGUGGCUAGCAUCAAGAUGUAUCACUUUCCGAAGACUAGCAUCGAGGAACUGAAGCGAAUAUGCUGGCCAGCGACUGGAACUGGUAUCGAUUUCGUUUCGUCUUACGAUGUUGUUUGCGCGCUCACAUGGCAGGCCAUGACGCGUGCACGCAUUCCAUAUCUCAAGCCAGACCUACAAACCGUCACUACCGAAUUCGGCCACCCCGUCAACGCACGUGCGUGUUUCAACAGUGUCGUGCCAGCCGAGUACUUCGGCAACGGCUUUUCCAUGGUUGCUACUGCUCCUAUCCUCAUUUCUGAGCUCAUUGGCACCGGCGGGCUUGCAAAAGCUGCGCAGCUCAUCCGCCGCUCUGUACACAGUUUUGAUGUUGACUACAUUCCAAACUUUCUCCAAGUGGGCCAUGCCGUCGCAGGCAAGGAGCAAAUACAAUGGAAUUGGCGCCCACAAAAUGUCGUGGGGACCAGCUGGAUGUCAAUGGGGGCGAUGCAGGCAUACGAUUUCGGCUUGGGGCUACCCACAGCGAUACGUCUGCCGGUGCCACCAUUCGAAGGUGUCCUUGGAGUAUUGCCCGCAACUAGGACGGACGGAGUUCCAGAAGGGUUUGAUGUUUACGUCGUCCUGGAGGCCGGAUGCCAGGAGCGAUUAACUGUGGACUCAGAUUUUGGCAAAUAUUGCUCUUUAAUUGGGGCCUAG
This is a messenger RNA of Capronia coronata CBS 617.96, 1443 nucleotides long. RefSeq lists its product as uncharacterized. Lineage: Eukaryota; Fungi; Ascomycota; Eurotiomycetes; Chaetothyriales; Herpotrichiellaceae. The coding region runs from base 1 to 1443 and encodes 480 amino acids. Gene Ontology annotation, molecular function: acyltransferase activity, transferring groups other than amino-acyl groups. Gene Ontology annotation, biological process: secondary metabolite biosynthetic process. The transcript has a single exon. The record is from RefSeq and is a predicted model, not a curated record.